Molecule: messenger RNA, 492 nt
Organism: Suricata suricatta (meerkat)
Lineage: Eukaryota; Metazoa; Chordata; Mammalia; Carnivora; Herpestidae
Gene: CHRNB2
Product: cholinergic receptor nicotinic beta 2 subunit
Exons: 1
Biological process (GO): chemical synaptic transmission; signal transduction; nervous system process
Cellular component (GO): synapse; membrane; neuron projection
Molecular function (GO): extracellular ligand-gated monoatomic ion channel activity; transmembrane signaling receptor activity; neurotransmitter receptor activity
Source: RefSeq, a predicted model, not a curated record
UCCUCCGGCAGCGCUGACGGCAUGUACGAGGUGUCCUUCUAUUCCAACGCCGUGGUCUCCUACGACGGCAGCAUCUUCUGGCUGCCGCCCGCCAUCUACAAGAGCGCCUGCAAGAUCGAGGUCAAGCACUUCCCCUUCGACCAGCAGAACUGCACCAUGAAGUUCCGCUCGUGGACCUAUGACCGCACGGAGAUCGACUUGGUGCUCAAGAGUGACGUGGCCAGCCUGGACGACUUCACGCCCAGUGGCGAGUGGGACAUCGUGGCGCUGCCCGGGCGGCGCAACGAGAACCCGGAGGACCCCAGCUACGUGGACGUGACCUACGACUUCAUCAUCCGGCGCAAGCCCCUCUUCUACACCAUCAACCUCAUCAUCCCCUGCGUGCUCAUCACCUCGCUGGCCAUCCUCGUCUUCUACCUGCCGUCCGACUGCGGCGAGAAGAUGACGCUGUGCAUCUCCGUGCUGCUGGCGCUCACCGUCUUCCUGCUGCUC